UCCCCCGGCCGCCUCCUGACAGCCCAGCGACCGGCCCGCGUCCAGCAGGCAGCUCACGCCAGAUUUGUGCCCUUUUUGUGUCGUCUGCCGCCAUGGGCUCUCUCAGGCGCUUCAUCGUCAGUGUGGCGAUUCCUCUCACGUUAGUUAUCUUUAUUUUCUUCUCGCUCCCCCUGGUGUGCGGCCAUGGGCAUAGUCAUGAUCAUGAGGAACCUCCAGCUUACAAGUGGAGUCGCCAGGCCAAUGAGGCCUAUAACGAGCCAGACGCACACGAUCAUGGGCACGGACAUGCACAUGAUCAUGGGCACGGGCACGCACACGAUCAUGGGCACGGACACGCACACGAUCAUGGGCACGGACAUGCACAUGAUCAUGGGCACGGACAUGCUCAUGACCAUGGGCACGGACACGCACAUGAACAUGAACCCCCAGCCCAUAAGUGGAGCAAGGAAGCUAAUGAAGCCUACGCAGAUGCUCAGAAGGAAGCCCACAUGAAGCCUCCACCGGCCAAGUCGGGCAACAUCUGGCUCGAGGCAAUUGGAGCCACGAUUCUCAUCAGCAUCGCCCCAUACCUCAUUCUGUUCUUCAUUCCCGUCAACAACACCAAAGAGCACGAGCCGUACCUGAAGCUCCUGCUGGCAUUUGCAUCUGGCGGCCUCCUGGGAGACGCAUUCCUACAUCUCAUUCCCCACGCUCUGAUGGCCCAGGCUGGAAUGGGAGGCAGCGACAGUCACAGUCACUCCCACACCCACUCCCACUCCCAUGGAGGCAAUGGAGAAGGAGGCCAUGGGCAUGACAUGAGCAUUGGCCUUGCGGUUCUUGGAGGGAUCAUCGCCUUCCUUAUGGUGGAGAAAUUUGUCCGUAUCUUCAAGGGUAGCCACUCCCACUCCCACUCCCAUGCCCCCCCUAGGAAGGACAGUAGUGAUAGAAAGAGUGAGGGAGAGAAUACAGAUAGUGACAAGAAAGGAGAAAAGAAGAAGGAUGGAGACAAAGCAGGGAAAAAAGGAGAUAAGAAGAAGACAGCAGAUAAAAAUAAAAAAGAAAGUCAAGGUGACAUCAAAGUGGCUGGAUAUCUGAACCUGGCUGCAGAUUUCACUCACAAUCUGACGGACGGCCUCGCUAUCGGGGCAUCCUUUCUCGCAGGCAAAAGUGUCGGCAUUGUCACCACCGUUACAAUUUUCCUUCAUGAAAUCCCACACGAAAUUGGUGAUUUUGCCAUUCUUUUACAGUCUGGCUGCAGCAGGGGAAAGGCAAUGAAACUGCAGCUAGUGACAGCUUUGGGUGCUUUAACAGGUACCUGCAUCUCUCUCCUUGCUGAGGGAGCAGAUGAGUCAGCCAUUGCCUGGAUACUUCCCUUCACUGCUGGGGGUUUCAUCUACAUUGCCACUGUGUCUGUGAUUCCAGAGCUGUUGGAAAACACUCAGUUCUGGCAGUCUAUAUAUGAGGUUUUUGCUCUCUUGAGUGGUGUCGGCCUCAUGGUGAUGAUUGCCCAUUUCGAGGAAAUGGGUCAUGAACACUGAUGUUUCCUCUGGAAGUGUUAAUGUGUUUUACAUUUUGUUCUCCCUUAUUUAGUUUAUUUAUUAGUGUUUUGUUUUUUAUGAUUUUACUAUGGAGAAAAGAAAGUGAGUAAUGGAUAUUAUCUCAGCUCUACUAAUAUGGAGUAAAUAUAUAUGUGUACAUAGUUUUUUGUUCUUUCAAUAUUUCUUUUUUUUUAUGUGUAUUUUGCCUUGACUGUUUGUCUCCCAAUUCCCAACCCCCUUUUUUUAUAUUUUGUUUUGCUUUGCAGUUGUGGUAACCUUUAUUUGUGCAUUUAGUUGUUCAUAUUAAUGAAGUGGUGCUUUGGUCAAGAAUCAGAAGAAAGGACUGCUGUUCUAUUUUUAUCAGUGUGUUUAUUUGAUUAGAUAUUUUUGUAUAUGUAUAUGAUAUUAGAAUUUUACUGAACUUUCCAAUUUACACAAACAUUGCUGAGUGUCAUAAUUGUAAGUUUAUACAUAUUGUCAUCAUUAUUUUUGUUUUAAUCUGAACUAGCAAAAGCAUUCCCUGCUCCAUUUUCCUUCCACAGACUUGGAUCUUCAUAACCUAUUUUUGUCUGUCAUUCUUCCAGGCAAUAGACUAGACCUUUUUAUACUUGGAACAAACCUAGGAUUGCAUGUAUGCAGUCCAAUAAUUAUUUUCAUAGAAAUAAAAUGCAAUAUUGAUCUACUUAUUUCCAUUGCUCUUUGAUAUGCCAAUUUCAUAGUUUGCACGGUUGUAUGUAUUGCAGGCCUACAGGUGUGUUAAGAUAUACUUGUACACAAGCUUACAGGUAUGCUUCCAGACACUUUGAACAGACAUUUUUACAGACAUGUAUAGAAACAUAGAGUUCUUCAUAAGCAUAUUAGUUUAUAAAUAAAUAUUCACAUGCAUACAGGCACUUUCCACUACACAUUGACUCAUCAUAAACACACAGAUGUACUCAGACUUUUCAUUUUCCACAUUUUUCUGCAGAAGUGAUCAAAUAAACAGUUGUUUUUGUGAAUGGUUGCUUGGCAGUAAAGAGUAUUAGAGUUCUACAUUAUUCUGGGAUGUUGGGCGCUAGCAGGUAUAGUUUAGUUUUUUACUAGUAGAGUCAGGUUAGGGAUGUGUUAGGUGGUUACGAUUAAUAAGAAAUAUAUUUUUGUCUGAACUGGAUGAAUUCUGUGUAAGUCAUAAAUAAAUGCCCUAUCCUCA
Molecule: messenger RNA, 2706 nt
Organism: Penaeus indicus
Lineage: Eukaryota; Metazoa; Arthropoda; Malacostraca; Decapoda; Penaeidae
Gene: Catsup
Product: zinc transporter Slc39a7-like
Exons: 4
Coding region: 93-1517 (474 amino acids)
Biological process (GO): intracellular zinc ion homeostasis; zinc ion transmembrane transport
Cellular component (GO): membrane
Molecular function (GO): zinc ion transmembrane transporter activity
Source: RefSeq, a predicted model, not a curated record